GAAUAACCACGGUGCUGACGAUGACCACCCUCAGCAGCAUGGCCAGGGUGUCCCUCCCCAGAGUUUCCUACAUCACCGCCAUGGACCUCUUCGUCACCGUCUGCUUCCUGUUCGUCUUCGCCGCGCUGAUGGAGUACGCGACGCUGAAUUACUAUUCGAACAGCGUUAAGAAACCACGCUGCAGGGAACCUAGAAGAACAAACUACUCGGUGCUGGAUGUGAGGCCGCCACACACCGUCAUCGCGUUAAACAACUCCCUGUACUGGCAGGACUUCGAGGACGCCUGUGUCUACGAGUGUCUGGACGGGAAAGACUGCCAGAGCUUCUUCUGCUGCCUGGAGGAGUGUAAAGAAGGAGGGUGGAGGAGAGGACGCGUCCACAUAGAUCUACUCGAACUGGACGCAUACUCACGUGUCUUUUUUCCCACCUCCUUCUUGCUGUUCAACAUCGUUUACUGGGUUGGCUAUCUCUACCUUUAGCCCACAGCGGGGUCACAACACAAGGAGUUCAACGCAGGAGAUUCAAGGUUAAUAAAAAGGUAACAUCAAAUAAGUGCUACCUGAAGCAGCUACCUGGAGGUAAAAGAUAACGUGUGCGUCUUCAGGCCAGAGCCUCGCAGUGAUUUCUGACUUCAGGUGCGAUAAUACGGCACAUUACUGAAUCCAUUCAAUAUGCAGAACACAGACGGAGAACAGGAUGGACUGUGUGCGAAUGUGAAGAAAAAGAAGCUACUCCAAACUUCUCAAUCAGGAUGAUGACUCGUCUUGUAGGGAACGUUAUUAUCCAGCCAUCAUUCAAAUUCAGUUGAUGAAAAUCCAAGGACGUUCAGACCAUUCAUAGUGCCUUCCUCCGGAGGGGUAGAUACUAUCUGCUACAAUAAUCAGGGAGUA
Molecule: messenger RNA, 890 nt
Organism: Notothenia coriiceps (black rockcod)
Lineage: Eukaryota; Metazoa; Chordata; Actinopteri; Perciformes; Nototheniidae
Product: gamma-aminobutyric acid receptor subunit gamma-3-like
Exons: 2
Biological process (GO): gamma-aminobutyric acid signaling pathway; chloride transport; monoatomic ion transmembrane transport
Cellular component (GO): membrane
Molecular function (GO): GABA-A receptor activity; monoatomic ion channel activity
Source: RefSeq, a predicted model, not a curated record